Diuraphis noxia (Russian wheat aphid) is the source of this 599-nucleotide messenger RNA. RefSeq names its product thioredoxin-2-like. The record is from RefSeq and is a predicted model, not a curated record. NCBI's taxonomy places the organism in Eukaryota, Metazoa, Arthropoda, Insecta, Hemiptera, Aphididae. Gene Ontology annotation, molecular function: protein-disulfide reductase activity.
UCGACGACGCUGAACGGCUGAACACUUUACACUUGGCUGUGCGCUGUGKUUCGAUUACUUCAACCGUAAACGCUUCGUCAGACGUGUCGUCCGUUGCCGCACUCUCCGCACGCCGUCCCGGUGUAUCCGCCUAAAAGCCKAGUAAUAUUGCAAUACAAGUCCAUCACCGACAACAAAAAUGGUUCAAAUGGUCACCGACGCUGCCGAUCUGGCAACUAAAUUGACUGACGCCAAAGAAAAAUUAGUCAUCAUUGACUUUUUUGCCAAAUGGUGUGGUCCUUGCAAGUUAAUGGCUCCUUUUAUUGAAGAACUGGCCAAUGAGUACCCUGAUGUAGUCAUGUUAAAAGUUGAUGUUGAUGAGUGUGAAGAUGCCGCUAUUGAGUAUAACAUCCAAUCAAUGCCCACAUUUGUCUUCCUAAAAUCAAAAACAGAAGUUGUUCGGUUUUCUGGUGCUAACAAAGAAAAAUUAAAGGAUAAUUUAUUGAAACACAAAUAAUAAUAUCAAAAUUUGCUUAAAACAUAGUGUCUUAAUGGACCUGCAUAUAUUCAAUGAAGUUUUUUAUAUAAUAAAACAAAAAUAGAUUUUAUACUGUCAUUAA